Messenger RNA from Cladophialophora carrionii CBS 160.54, 567 nucleotides. RefSeq lists its product as uncharacterized. Lineage: Eukaryota; Fungi; Ascomycota; Eurotiomycetes; Chaetothyriales; Herpotrichiellaceae. The record is from RefSeq and is a predicted model, not a curated record. Bases 1 to 567 code for a protein of 188 amino acids. The transcript is spliced from 2 exons.
AUGGCACAGUCGGCGAAGAUCCUGGCAUUUCGAACCGUCCAGGUGGCCCUAGCUGCGGCAUACAUUGCACCUCUUGCGAGCAUCAUCACCGACGGAGCCACUCCGACAGCGAUACCAACCCAGACAUUGACCUUUACGACAGAUAUCUCUGGUUCGCCCCUGACCAUUACUGCAACGACUGCGAUUAAUCCUACUACCCUACCGGUGCGGGAGGUCGCCGACGAUUCUGCAGUCUUGACGACAGGACUCGGCGCCGGGUUGGGGGUUGGACUUCCGUUGCUGGCAAUUGUUGGCGUUCUAUCUUUUCUCCUUUUCCGGGAGAAACGGCACCACCGUGCAACGAAGGCUGGCUUGUCCAAUGCCGACAGCUAUGGCUAUCCUCUUGUUGCAAAUUCUCAGAAAGCUCCAGGUGAUCGGUAUCAGCCCACCCAGGACGACUGGGCAUAUCAGUCGCCCUACAGUAGGCAACAUGCCGUCGAGGCCGAUGCCUCCAUUGCGUCCGUGCGACGUGCUGAAGCCGCUUCCCGAGAAAGACCGUCCCCACGCCAGGAACUUCCAGCAUCAUGA